Molecule: messenger RNA, 342 nt
Organism: Brassicogethes aeneus
Lineage: Eukaryota; Metazoa; Arthropoda; Insecta; Coleoptera; Nitidulidae
Source: the annotation of a GenBank genome assembly
AUGGGUGCGGCAUUAGCACACCACCAAGAACACCACGCUCCCGCUCAUUAUAAAUUUGAAUAUGGUGUCCAUGAUCCUCAUACCCACGACAUCAAGUCCCAACACGAGCACAGAGACGGUCACAACGUGAAGGGAGGCUACACCCUUAAGGAAGCCGAUGGUACCACUCGUAUUGUAGAAUACAUUGGAGAUCACCACAACGGUUUCCAAGCGGUUGUCAAGAGAAUCGGCCAUGCCCAGCACCCGGCUCAUUAUGGUCAUGGUCAUGGUCACGGUCAUCAUGGUCAUGGAGGAGUUGGCGGCACCAGCUGGGUCGGAGUCACUCAUUAUGGUUACCACUGA